AGAGUGGAUUAAUCCAAACAAAGACUUAACAUUAUUUUAUAAUACUACAAGAGCGAAUGCUGCGGUCGUAGUAUUGGUUAGAAAUUUAGAGUUAUACCAAUUAUUGGAAUCAAUAAGACAACUUGAGGACAGAUGGAAUAGAAAAUAUAAUUAUCCGUAUGUAUUUCUAAAUGAUGUAGAUUUUACCGAAGAGUUUAAAAUUAAAACAUCAGCAUUGACAAAAUCAAAAACAUAUUAUGGAAAAAUUCCAGAACAUAUGUGGAGUUAUCCGUCAUGGAUAAAUCAAACAAAAGCUGCUGAAAGUCGCUCAGAAAUGUCAUCAAAAGGUGUAAUAUAUGGUGGAUCAGAAUCAUAUCGGCAUAUGUGUAGAUUCAAUUCAGGGUUUUUCUUUCAACAUCAACUGCUAUUACCUUUUGAUUAUUAUUGGAGAUUAGAACCUUCUGUUAAAUUUAUGUGCGACAUCGAUUAUGAUCCAUUUUUAUUUAUGCAAAAGAACAAAUUAGUUUAUGGAUUUACGAUUAGUUUAAAGGAAUAUGAAUCUACCAUUCCUACACUUUGGGAUGCCGUAAAACAAUUUAUAAAAGAAUAUCCACAUCAUAUUAAGGAGAACAAUAUAAUGAAAUUCAUUAGUAAUGAUAAUGGAGAAACUUACAAUCUAUGUCACUUUUGGAGUAACUUUGAAAUUGGUGAUUUAAAUUUUUGGAGAAGUGACCCGUACCGAGAUUUUUUUAAUCAUUUAGACAAGUUAGGAGGAUUUUUCUAUGAACGUUGGGGAGAUGCGCCAGUUCAUUCGAUAGCCGUGGCGUUGUUAGCUCAAAAAUCAAAAGUCCAUUUUUUCAACGAUAUAGCAUAUUAUCAUAUACCAUUUCAACACUGUCCGACGGAAAAGGAAUAUCAUGAUACUGGAAGAUGUCAUUGUGAUCCGAGAGAAAACUUUG
Racocetra persica is the source of this 938-nucleotide messenger RNA. The record is from the annotation of a GenBank genome assembly. NCBI's taxonomy places the organism in Eukaryota, Fungi, Glomeromycota, Glomeromycetes, Diversisporales, Gigasporaceae.